This is a messenger RNA of Ordospora pajunii, 2013 nucleotides long. RefSeq names its product dolichyl-phosphate-mannose-protein. Gene Ontology annotation, biological process: protein O-linked glycosylation via mannose. Gene Ontology annotation, molecular function: dolichyl-phosphate-mannose-protein mannosyltransferase activity. Gene Ontology annotation, cellular component: membrane; endoplasmic reticulum. The transcript has a single exon. NCBI's taxonomy places the organism in Eukaryota, Fungi, Microsporidia, Ordosporidae. The coding region runs from base 1 to 2013 and encodes 670 amino acids. The record is from RefSeq and is a predicted model, not a curated record.
AUGAAAAGAUCGGAGUAUCUCGAGACGAUCACAUGCCUUCUGAUAUUUUCGCUGAGUAUGAUUGUGAAGACAUACAAGGUGGAGAACGGAAACUUUGUGGUGUGGGAUGAGGCGCACUUUGGCAAAUUUUCUGCAAAAUACCUGUCGAGGAAGUUCUAUUUUGAUGUGCAUCCUCCGCUUGGUAAGAUGCUGAUAUCUCUUGGAGGAUAUAUCUUCAACCAGCCACUGGACUUUGAGUUCAAGUCUGGAGAAGAGUAUCCAAAGGCAUUUGACUAUUCAGGAAUGAGGAGAUUCCAUGCAUUCAUAGCAUCAUUUACGCCCUUGUUUGGAUACUUGAUACUUAAGGAGCUUAGAUUUUCAUAUAGGCGCAGGUUUGCGUUGUCUCUAAUGUUUGUGUUUGAGAAUGGAUUCACAUCGAUUGGAAGACUGAUUCUUCUUGACUCGUAUUUGCUCACAUUUACUGCAGCAGUGUCGUACUUCAUGACAAGGCUGCACUUCAGGUCGAGGCCACAUACAGACGCAUACUCUCUGUUUAUGCUGGGGUUGAUGCUUGGAUGUGCAUUGAGCGUGAAGUGGAUAGGGUUUCUGACAAUGAGCCUGGUGGGUGUGUUUACAGUGUACCAACUAUGGUGCAAUAUCACAUCUAAGGUUGGCAUGCUGCCGUUCGUCAAGAUGUUUGCCUCACGAGUGCUUUUUUUGAUAGCACUUCCAUUGAGUGUGUAUGUACUGCUGUUCUAUAUCCACUUCCAAAUAGUCAACCGUAGCAGCAGUGAUGAGGUACAGAUGAGCUCGAUGUUUCAGGCAUCUCUUAAGGGAAACGAAGUAAGCAACAACAGGAAGUAUCCUUUGUAUGGAACACAGGUGACAAUCAAAUCAACAAGAGCAGGCGGAGGAUAUCUUCACUCACACGACCAUGCAUAUCCUGGAAGCAUCAACAAUCAAGUGACAACAUAUCAUCACAAGGAUGAAAACAACCACUGGGCAUUUCAGAAGGUGACUGACGACUUGAAGGAUGCAGACUACAUCUUGGAUGGAGAUGUUGUGAUUCUGUUGCAUCUUGAAACCAGGAUGUAUUUGAAUGUUCCUGGAACCAAGUCGUUGGUUUCGAGUGGAAAGCGAGUCGAAGCUCUUUCUGGCACAAAGAUCUUGGAGUCAUGCCUGUUCAAGGUUGAAGUAGUGGAAGAUGCCUUGGAGAACGAAAGCAGGCUUAAGACACUUACAACAAAGUUCAGGCUGCUUAAUACCAGCACAGGAUGCUAUCUCAAGGCGUCUCUCAAAAAGUAUCCAUCUUGGGGAUUUGGCCAAGGAGAAGUAGCAUGCACUCAGAAUCCAGACGAAUCUUCACUGUGGAAUGUAGCAGAAUGCAGGUCUGAUAAGCUGGGCGAAGAUAAAAACCCAAUCUACAGCGAAGCAGCUGCAUAUCCAUUCGUCAAAAAGCUUAUAGAGCAUAACAAGGCAAUGCUUGUCACAAAUGCAUCCUUCACACAGGACGACAGCCUUGAGCCAGAAAGAAGCGUCUCAAGGCCGCACGAGUGGUUUAUUCUCAAGAGGGGGCUGAGAAUGACCUCGUGGAAUGGGCCAAAGGAAAAAUUCUACAUGUUUGGGAAUCCAUUUACGUGGUACUCUUCGAGUAUUUGCAUAGUUGCUUCCCCAGUCAUUCUUCUUUGUAGAGUCAUUACAAAAAAGAGGAGUGGAAUGCCUGUGAAGUUCCUUAAAACCGAAGGAUUUGCUGUAUUCAUUGCAUUCUGUGGGUGGUUUCUACACUACAUCCCGUUCUUCUUUGUCAAAAGAGUGCUCUAUUUCCAUCACUAUUACCCAGCGCUGUUUUUUGGAUUGCUCUCAAUUUGCUAUGUGUCCAAGUUCUUACAGUUCAAAUCCACGGCCCUCUUCAUUUCGAUUACAAUAGCAUCAUUCUUGAUGUACUCGCAACCCACAUAUGGAUUUGUGCAAGAGCCAAAAAUGCUUCGCAUGCUUAGACUCAUUCCAACAUGGGACUUCACAGACAGUAAAUAA